Molecule: messenger RNA, 1392 nt
Organism: Anthostomella pinea
Lineage: Eukaryota; Fungi; Ascomycota; Sordariomycetes; Xylariales; Xylariaceae
Source: the annotation of a GenBank genome assembly
AUGAUUCGUGUAUCGAUUAUUGCUUGUCUGCUUGCGGGCGCGCUGCCGGUCCUAGCAGCGACUCUCCCCAGCUUCCUCCACGCCCGAGAUGGCAGCUUCAAGGAGCCCCUAGGUCUUUGCGAAACAGACCAACAUGUGCAGCAAUACUCGGGCUAUAUCAAGGUAGAGGAUGAUAUUGAGUUGUUCUUCUGGUUCUUUGCAGCUCGCACAGAUCCAGACAAGAAGCCACUCGUGGCAGAAUUCGGUGGAGGUCCGGGCGGUGCCAGUACCAGAUUAGCCGAGUCGAACGGGCCUUGUGUGUUUAAAGGCGUGGAAGGUGAUGCCCCUGGACACAACGACCUCAGCUUCACAACAGUCGCGAACAUGAUUUAUAUAGAUCAACCGGUCGGUGUUGGGUUUUCAAAGGGUAGUGACGAUAAGGUCCGGCAGAUGGAUUCUACUAACAAGGCAGCUCCCCUGGUUUGGAAGUUCUUCCAAGAACUUUACAAACACAAUGAGUUCACCAAGUUUCAAGGUCGCGACACAGGAAUAUUCACCAUGUCGUAUGGAGGGAUUUAUGGACCCGCCUUUGCAAAGUACAUACUGGAACAGAACGCGAUCGACAAUGGCGUGCCUAUCAACCUCCGAUGGCUCUGCAUUGAUAGUGGUAUGAUGGAUCUUAGUAUCGCAUCGAGCUCCACGAUCGAUUACGCCUAUGAGAAUCCAUACACAAAGCUGCUUACGAAACAGAAAGAUUACGCCGCUUUGCAGGAUAAAUUCACCGAGAAUUAUGCACCACUGUUCGAAACGUGUAAGAAAACCGACAAAGAUGAUGACUGCAAAGCUGCUGCCGAGAAAAGCAAGGAGUUAACUGAAGGCGGCGCACUCAGAGAGAUGGGUAUGAAUUUCGACGUCAGAUAUGUGACAAAGCCUGUGCCUCUGGAUGAAGACUACAUAACGGAUCCGACGUCCAUCUGGCUCUCUCGGGAGGAAAUUAGCAAGAGGUUAGGUGCCAAGCAGGAGUACAAUGGGUUCAGCAACCAGAUCCUGGAGCAAUUCUACGAAACAGGGGAUCCCGCACGCUCGGCAUUGCCCAAUCUUAGUCAAGUUGCAAAGGCCGGUGUUUCCAUCUUAUUCACGGCCGGCGACAGGGAUUACAUCUGCAACCAUAAAGGUGUACAGAAGUCAGCCGAGAGCAUCGAUUUUGACGGCCGUGAUAACUUUGCACAAAAGGAGUUGUUACCGUGGACGGUCGGCGGCGCGUACUACGGGGAUUAUAAGACAGAAGGCCGUAUUUCAUACCUGAAGGUGGAUUUUGCAGGACACUGCACACCAUAUUAUCGGCCUACGAUUGCACUAGCGUUUUUCCGGCAAUUUUUGGCAAACGGCUACUUAGUCUCUGAGGAGAGCUGA